This is a messenger RNA of Marmota flaviventris (yellow-bellied marmot), 3472 nucleotides long. It is a transcript of the gene Afg2a, whose product is annotated as AFG2 AAA ATPase homolog A. Gene Ontology annotation, cellular component: cytoplasm. Gene Ontology annotation, molecular function: ATP binding; ATP hydrolysis activity. Lineage: Eukaryota; Metazoa; Chordata; Mammalia; Rodentia; Sciuridae. The record is from RefSeq and is a predicted model, not a curated record.
AUGUCGUCCAAGAAGCACCGAAAGCGGCUGAGCCAGACCUUGGAGAGCGGGUCCCCCGCGCCUCCCGUGGCCGCCUGCGGCUCAGCGGCGGCCGGGACCCUGCUGGUGACCAGCUUCCUAGAGAAGGUGGAUGGCAAAGUUCCUAAAACGUUCCAGAACUCCCUUGUUCAUCUGGGACUCAGCACUAUGAAGUCUGCAAACAUAUGUAUAGGUCGACCAGUAUUGCUUACCAGUUUGGAGGGAAAGCAGGAGGUCUAUACAGCCUGGCCAGUGGCAGGAUUUCCUGGAGGCAAGGUUGGCCUGAGUGAAGUAGCACAGAAGAAUGUGGGUGUGAGGGCUGGCGAUGCCAUCCGGGUGCAGCCUCUUGUGGGCGCUGUGCUGCAGGCUCAGGAAAUGGACUUGGCACUGAGUGACAAAGAUAGGGAAAUUAAUGAAGAGGAACUGACUUCUUGUAUUCUGAGAAAACUGGAUGGCAAGAUUGUUUUACCAGGCAACUUUCUGUAUUGUACCUUCUAUGGACGACUUUGCAAGUUACAAGUUUUGCAAGUGAAAGGGGCAGAUGGCAUGGUAUUGGGAAGGCCUCAGACUGACUCUGACACUAGUGCACAGGGAAUGACCUUUGAACAAUCCAGCAUGGAAAACAGUAACCUGGAUAUGUCCUUCCAGCUAAGUCAGUUACAUCUGGAUGAGCCCCAGAGCCCAGCAUCGAGAAGUACUCCUUGUAAACCUGUUGAUGACAAAUUUAUAAAUAAAGCCAAUGACAUUUUGCUGGAUAUUACACAGAACUUUGGGGAUGGCAGUGGACUUGAGCUAGAGGGAAGCACAGCUCUUAAAUGUAGUUUUGAGUCUUCCAGAGAAGGAAAUAAGCAGGUUAUCAAUGAAGAGAGACUGCUAAAAUCAUCCAGCACUGGAGGGAAGUGCAAUACUGAUACUUUUUAUUUUAUUUCUUCCACAACAAGAAUCAAUCUUACAAAGAGUUGUACAAAUUCAAAGGAGCAAGAUAACCCAUUUAAAGUAACGUACGACAUGAUAGGAGGUUUAAGCAGUCAGCUGAAAGCAAUUAGAGAAAUAAUUGAACUGCCUCUCAAACAGCCUGAACUUUUCAAGAGUUAUGGAAUUCCAGCUCCUAGAGGAGUGUUACUCUAUGGCCCUCCAGGUACUGGGAAGACAAUGAUUGCCAGGGCUAUUGCUAAUGAAGUUGGAGCCUAUGUUUCUGUAAUUAAUGGUCCUGAAAUUAUAAGCAAAUUCUAUGGUGAGACCGAAGCAAAGUUACGUUAUAUAUUUGCUGAAGCCACUCUACGGCACCCUUCAAUUAUUUUUAUUGAUGAACUAGAUGCGCUUUGCCCUAAAAGAGAAGGAGCUCAGAAUGAGGUGGAAAAAAGAGUUGUGGCUUCACUCUUAACAUUGAUGGAUGGCAUUGGCUCAGAAGGAAGUGAAGGACAGGUGUUAGUACUUGGGGCCACAAAUCGCCCUCAAGCAUUAGAUGCUGCACUCCGAAGACCUGGACGAUUUGAUAAAGAGAUUGAGAUUGGAGUUCCUAAUGCUCAGGACCGGCUGGAUAUUCUCCAGAAGCUGCUUCAAAGGGUUCCCCAUUUGCUCACUGAAGCUGAACUGCUCCAGCUGGCAAACAGUGCUCACGGCUAUGUUGGAGCUGACCUGAAAGCCUUGUGCAAUGAGGCAGGUCUCUGUGCCUUGCGAAGAGUCCUGAGGAAGCAGCCUGUUCUCCCCGAUAGUAAGGUGGCUGGGUUAGUGAAGAUUACUCUGAAUGAUUUCUUACAGGGAAUGAAUGACAUCAGGCCCAGUGCCAUGAGGGAAGUAGCGAUUGAUGUCCCAAAUGUGUCCUGGUCAGAUAUUGGAGGACUGGAAAAUAUCAAAUUAAAAUUGAAACAGGCUGUGGAAUGGCCCUUGAAACAUCCAGAGUCUUUCACCCGAAUGGGUAUUCAGCCACCUAAAGGAGUUCUCCUAUACGGACCCCCAGGAUGUUCUAAGACCAUGAUAGCAAAGGCUUUGGCUAAUGAAAGUGGACUGAACUUUCUAGCUAUAAAGGGGCCUGAAUUAAUGAAUAAGUAUGUUGGUGAAUCUGAAAGAGCAGUUAGAGAGAUUUUCCGAAAAGCAAGAGCGUUGGCUCCUUCCAUUAUUUUCUUUGAUGAACUUGAUGCCUUGGCAGUUGAAAGGGGCAGUUCCUUAGGUGCUGGGAAUGUUGCCGACCGGGUUUUAGCUCAACUCUUAACAGAAAUGGAUGGGAUUGAACAGCUAAAGGAUGUGACAAUUUUGGCAGCUACUAAUCGCCCUGACAGGAUAGACAAGGCUUUAAUGCGGCCUGGACGAAUUGAUAGAAUCAUCUAUGUGCCUUUACCAGAUGCAGCAACAAGAAGGGAAAUAUUCAACCUGCAGUUUCACACUAUGCCAAUCAGUAAUGAGGUUGACUUGGAUGAACUCAUCCUGCAAACCCAUACAUACUCAGGAGCAGAGAUCAUAGCCGUCUGCAGAGAGGCAGCUCUCCUGGCUCUGGAAGAAAACAUCAAAGCCAACUGCAUUAUGAAAAGGCAUUUUACUCAAGCCUUGAGCACUGUGGCCCCGCGAAUCCCUGAGUCACUGAGACGCUUUUAUGAAGAGUAUCAAGAGAAGAGUGGGCUGCAUACACUCUGAGAAAAUCCCCACAUCCAUUAAGCCAGACUCCUUUCUAGAGAAACAUUGGCUUUGUCUUAUUUUUUGUUUUUUAAUUUUGCCAUAAAAGUGUUUUUUUUAAAAAUCCCUACUAGAUAAAUUGUUUGAAGUAAUUUCACUUGAACUGAGGGACUUUAGUCUUUACACACGUUUUGAAUUAUAUGGAUGCAUUGAAAAAUCUGUGGAUAUGAGUUUACAUUAGUUUUCUCUGGAAAUGUAUGCCAAGUUUAAAAUGCUUAGCCUUUUCAUUUUUGACCUGGUCCGUUCAUCCCUUGAGAUGAUUUCCUUGCUCUAGAAUUCACUCUGAUGCCCUCCUAAGUGUCCCACCUUAGGCAUCUCUCUCAAACAACAAGAUAGGGAAUGUAUGUGGAUGAAGGCAUCGUGGAAAACACUGAGCUUUGUUUUUGGAAGACCAGCCAAUGAAAUAUCCAGAUGCCACCAGGUGUCUCUGGCCUUGUUUGCAAAUGCAUGGUUGUCCUCAUUAUAACUCAAACCUGCAUCUGUGGCAGAGAAGAGUCUUGUUAGGUCAAGGCUGGGCCGUAGUGAAGCACUUGCCAUCCAUGCCCAAGCCAUUGGUCCAGCCCCUAGCACCACCAAAGAACUUGUUUCAUGUAAAUCAGUGCCAUCUUAAGGGUUAAAAUUUAUAAUUAUAAGGCCAUUCUAAGCCCAGAACAGCAGUAGGCUUGAUUUUUUUUCCUAAAAUGCUAUAAAUACAUCACAUAUAAAGUAUUAAUGUUUUAAUUCAUAUGUAUUUUCAGGUUACAAGUGAACUUUUCUGUUCAAAAAUAAAUUUUUUUAAAGUGUA